Molecule: messenger RNA, 384 nt
Organism: Closterium sp. NIES-65
Lineage: Eukaryota; Viridiplantae; Streptophyta; Zygnematophyceae; Desmidiales; Closteriaceae
Source: the annotation of a GenBank genome assembly
GGAGCGAAGGAGCAGUUAGAUAACUACCGUCCCAUCACGCUGCUGAACAUCAGCUAUAAGCUACUGGCGCGAGUUCUGGCGAGCAGAAUUAAAAAGGUCCUGCACAGGAUGGUCAUGAAGCGGAAGCUGGGUAUCUCCCUCACCAGCUGCGUCGGGCAGAAGCUGUCAUAUGUCGGUUAUGCUGACGAUACAACUCUCCUUCUGCAAGGGAAGCAACAAAUUGGCAGGGCGGAAGAGGAGUUGGAGAAGUUUAAGAAUAUUUCCGGCCUGGAGAUGAACGUGGACAAGUCAGUGGUGAUGCCCUUAGGGGCUAACCUGGGGAAAAAGUCUUGGCGCUCGGAUGGUUUUCGCUGGGCGGAGAAGAUGAAGCGGAAAGGCUCCUAG